CAUGAGCGUUCCUUGCGUAUCCAGGCCCGCCAUCCAAAGUUAGCCCCAAAUCUACCCGUCACAAGGGCUGCUUCUCCGUGUCAGUCCGCCACGAUAUCACAUGCAAGGACGGAUGGAUAGAUGCCCGGUUAAGUGGCUGCCCAAUUGCAACGCCACACUUUAAAACGCCAUAUUGUGAUGAAGCCGGAGCCCGGUAUGUUUUCAACCUGCGGGAGAGAAGGCCGACGGAACUGCAGGUUAGUCCGAAAUCCCGCAUCUUGGCUCACAGAAUAAGUCGAAUCUGUCGCAAGGGGGCAGUUCGUCCAAUGCCGAGCACGGGGCGCUGGAUAUGAUGGCGGAGUGACUCGCUCUGCACCUGUCACUUGCGAUUGGUGCCGAUUGCUUGUCGAUGUGAAUCUCACCUGUCCCAUCCAUGAGAAGGAGCACUUGAGAAGGAGCAACUGAGGCAUUGUGAGGCUGCGGUUAUAGGCGGGCGCACGGGCCAAUCGAGAUACAUAGGCAGACACAGCGCGUCAAGACCAAGCGCGCGUCCAGUUUUCCUACCAGGUAGCGAGGCGGGGCAGGCCCAACACCAAACGUUCCAAGAGUCUCAAUGGCGCUCGCCAUGAGGGUGAUAAGCGGCGGCAAUGGAUGAUUUCUCGGAUGAUGGAUUCGACGAGCUGAACGACACGGUGCUCCAGGAGCUGGAAAACAAUGCCAUACAACUCACCCAGGCCCAGACCUUCAAACAAACCCAAGCACCGCCGCAGAGAGCCGGCCAUCUGAGUCACCUCGAUGCUGAGGACGAGGAUCUCGACGAUAGUGUCGUCUUCGAUGAGCUGGCCCAACAGCCGGCUCACCCGCUCCCGACCCAGCAGAAGACCCUGAUAAUACAUACCGUGCACGGCACGCGGCAUUACCGCCCACAAUGGAACCAGCCACCGACAAACCAGCAACGUCCUUCACACCCCGCCGCGACACUCUCUAGUCGCCCUCGAUAUCCUGGCCCUCCGCAGCUUGGCAAACCCCGCGGUACACAGGCCACCAACGGCCAGGCCAAGCCUUUCCAGCGCCCGCCGCCUCCACGUCCAAUACCCCCAGCCCGACCAGCUGCCGGACCAUCCGUCGCUCCUCCCCGGUUCGCUCCACCCCCAUCUACUGGGCGCCCCCUUCUCGGGAACUUUUCCACGGGCAUUGCUAGUCAGGCGGUUCCUCACGCGCCACCCGGCUCCCAGAGCGACAACAUCAUCGCCUCCCUGCAGGCACGACUCAACAGUCUGCAGAAUGAGCUCACCACAGCCAAGGGGGAGGCGGCCCUACUACGCAACAAGUUCCAGGGGGCUCAAGAGGCACACGAGGCGGACCUCGACCGGAUACGCAAGCAGAAUGCGGACCAGCUGGCUCGACAGGAGCGCAUCGCGGAGCGGGCUCUUGCUGCCGAGAAGACUGUCACAACCGAACUUCACUUUGCGCGGCAGGAUCUGCGAGAGGAGAGAGGCGUGCGGACUCGAAAGGGGAAAAAGAAUAAAGAUAAGGAUGUCGGCGGCGCAACAACACCCAAGAAGGGAGCGUCCGCGAAAGGCGCCGCGGCCGGCGCUUCGCGUUCAAACUGGGCGAUCCCAGAUGGCUUCGACGAUGUCGAACUGAUGCCAUCCCCAAGCAAAGCCGCCGCCAGGAGAGCGAAAGAUCCCGGCUCUCAACCCCCGAGCCUUUUCUUUGGCGAAAGGACACCAUCCAAGGGCAAAAGAAAACGACCAGCUGUCGACAGCCCACUGUUGGGGGAACUAGAGAUGGAGAUGGAUGGAAGUUCAGUCAAGGACGAGCUAGGUGCCUCCAGCACUCGCCCUGGAUCGCUGCCCUUUGAUUUCUUGACACUCGUGCUCGACCAUGGAGCGUUACAUGACCGCCCCUUGACCUUUGAGCUUUUUUAUCGUUACUCGUUCCCCUCGGACCAGGCUCAAACAUUCGGCUCGCUUAUUUUCUCCAAGGUACCGCUACUAGGGAGCCCUCAGGAUCCCAUCCGACUGCUCAUCGACUUCUGUCUCCUGAUCAUCGAAUUGUGGAGGCGGUGCCUCGAAGAAAUGUACUACGAACCCAUCUACGACCUGGUAGCUCUUGUUUCCUUCACUCUGCGGCUCCGAACGGUGCAGGUGGCGCCACACAUUGUGGCAUACCUUUUGCCAAUCGCCCAGUCCACGGUCAACCUCGUUGCCGUACCAAGGUUUGAUAGCGUGGACGGCGAUCUAUCGAGCAAUCCCGACCCGGGCGUGCAGCGCGUGCUCGCUAGCGUCGACACUACCCCCAUUCUCGGGUUGAUGUAUCUCGCCGCGCUCGGCUGCGCGGGCGCCCCACCCGACCUCGUCGAUGGGCAAGAUCCAGCCUCGCCACUGUUACAGUACUGGACGAUGAUCCAACCCGAGUUUAUCCUCGCGCUGCUGUCGCCGAAGCAAAAGCCUGACGACUUCCUCGGCGCACUGGCGCUCUUGAGCACCUCGGCCCUGCAAAGCUCUCUGGGACCGGUGGUGCUGGACAACGAUCCAUCAAAGGAUGUACACGUUAUAGCCGAGGUGCUCAUCAGCCGCAUCAGCUACUCCCUCUCCGACCCGCCAUGCUGGGUUCCUAAACGGUCCCGGCGCAUGUGCGAGGUCAAGCUCGCGGCGCUUCAGACCCUGAUAGCUUUCGCUCGAACUUCGUUUGGUCUGGCCAAGCUGACCCAGAGCGACCGCGCCAUUCCACGGCUUGUCACCGUUCUCAGUGUGACUCUUGACAUGCUCUACGACAUGGAGAUACCGACAUCGGCCUUCCCGCUCGAUGACCUCAGGCCUGCUCCCUCUAGGGAGUUGCCGCCACAGGACGAGCCACAAGAUCCCAACGUGACCCAGGAAGAUCUUCAGGCGGGCGCCAGUGUGCCCAGUAAGGAGUCUCCAGGGGCGGGGGCAGCUAUAGACGCCGCGCCGAUCCCCGUCAGCACCGAGGAUAACCAUCCCCCAACGGCACUUUUACACGCCAUAAUAUCUGCCUCGGUCCUCCUCUUGCACACUGUGGUGACAGCCAUUCCGUCUGAAGAGGAAGUCAACGAUGCAGGAGUUAACAGCUCUAGCAACGUCGCAGCAAAGCUCGCGGCGUGGCAGGGCGGAUCCCAAAGGUACUUGUUGACUCUUGCGAGAAUCAAUUUUGCAGAGGAGGACCUGGUCUUGGAGGCAGGAAUCGACUCGGAGACUGCGGAGCUUGCCAACGAGCUGCUGGAGCUUGCCGUUACGCCGGAUGAAGGAGAGGGGGUGCGCAACGUGUUUGGGUUCGAGGAGACAUACUCUCAAGAGUGAGACUUCUCGGGCGAAGUCAUGGAACCCGACGGAGUUGAUAGUUUCCCAAACAGCUACUCAACAUUACUAGUAACACAUUCCCCGUUUUAAAAUCGCCUUGUGUGAUGGGCGAGGAAGAAAUACGGCUGGUUGCCUACAUUCUGGAGUGAACAAGCACUGGCCACGUCUUCUUCUCCUUCGGCACGCACUCUAUCAGUG
This is a messenger RNA of Gaeumannomyces tritici R3-111a-1, 3500 nucleotides long. RefSeq lists its product as hypothetical. The transcript is spliced from 2 exons. The record is from RefSeq and is a predicted model, not a curated record. Bases 627 to 3302 code for a protein of 891 amino acids. NCBI's taxonomy places the organism in Eukaryota, Fungi, Ascomycota, Sordariomycetes, Magnaporthales, Magnaporthaceae.